This is a messenger RNA of Neohortaea acidophila, 1090 nucleotides long. Its product is annotated as CSL zinc finger-domain-containing protein. The transcript has a single exon. The record is from RefSeq and is a predicted model, not a curated record. The coding region runs from base 424 to 918 and encodes 164 amino acids. Gene Ontology annotation, biological process: protein histidyl modification to diphthamide. NCBI's taxonomy places the organism in Eukaryota, Fungi, Ascomycota, Dothideomycetes, Mycosphaerellales, Teratosphaeriaceae. Gene Ontology annotation, molecular function: metal ion binding.
UUGCGUCCCUGAGGACGCGUGGAUGUGAAUGGCCACGAGUAAAUUUAGCUCUGUCACCUUUCCUGAUCAAGGUUAGCGUUCCCCCCAAACCGUUGCGUGUCGCGGAUGGCGCGCUAGGACGCUUGGUGGCUUGGGCUAACGGCGUUUGUGAAACUGCUCGUUUGCCGCAGAGUCUUUCGCGUGGUGGACGAGGUGCAAAUAGCAGUCCCGCGUCUGGCCGUCAGAAGUUGGCCACAUUGGGUGAGCACGGCUGGGGUGAGAGCGAACAUCAGCGCGGAGGCCAUUUUGGAGGCUGAUGAGUCUGGAAAGCUCAUCCACGUUUGACGCCAAGCGACUCCGAGAUUGCAGAUCGAGCUCCCCCGACUUGGUCCAGGUCUACGCUCAAUCAAAAUAUGAACACCUUCGCCUAGAUGACUUCUCGGCAUGGAGGCUCGCGAUGAUUACUACCGACUGCUCGGCCUGUCAAGCUCCCCAGACACUACGCUGUCUCCUUUGGAGCUAAAGGCUGCUUACCGCCGCUCGUUGCUUCAGUAUCACCCAGACAAGGCCGACAAGAAUCAAAGCGCAGAGGAGCCUCUCCCCAUCACGGUCGAUGACAUUGCUUUGGCGUACAAGACUCUGUCCGAUCCCGAGCUCAAGGCCGAGUAUGAUCGUCGACUGCGGACUGCCCAUUUGACGGAUGGCACGGGCGAGUUAGCCAGUGCAAAUCUUCAUACCGGCUUGGAGACCGUCGAUUUGGAUGACUUGGGGUUUGACGCCGAACAUCAAGUCUGGAAACGAAGUUGCCGCUGCGGGGAUGAGAAUGGAUUCCAGGUGUCGGAAGCCGAUCUCGAACAGAAUGUUGAGGAUGGGGAGGUGUUUGUUGGUUGCAGCGGUUGUAGCCUGUGGCUUCGAGUGUUGUUCAGCGCAGAAGCGUGAACAGGCUCUGGUGGAUUGGAGCGAGUGACCUUGUCUCGACUGAACUGCGCACCAGAUCCUGGCAAGAUGGCGCAGCGACUAUGGCAACUGGACACAAGUUGCGGGGGCGACAAUCUUGCAUCCCGACGGACAUGCAUUGCGUCCCUGGGCAAAGGCAGGACGGAAUGACAAU